GUUCGCUGUGCCGCGCGUCAAUUAGUACACGUACUUGGGAUAUGAUUAGACAGAAAAUGGUUGUUUCGCGCAUAUUCAAAUAGUUUGGAUCAUUUGCGCGAUACGCUUUUGCGGAUGCGAUUCGCAGGAGCGCAGUAUUUUAUUUUAAGCGCUUGGAAUAAUAAACUACUGGAAAGUGUUUGGUACUUUUCAUUCCACACAUUUGCUACGCCUCUCGAGUAUAGUUGUUCAGUUUGACCAAAAACCACGAAAAGGAAAAUUUGAGUAGAAAAUUAGCUCGCUGAAUUAAACAUCAUUCAAUGCUGUUCAUUAGUUCUUCAAUGAGGACGAGUGGACUAAGCCCAUUUGCUGAAAAUACUUUCCAAACAAAUACGCUGUCAACACCAUGUUUAACCACGAUAGACUUAUGGUUACAAUUAUCCGAAGGCAUAAUGAUGCUGAAAAUACGUAUAUUGUUUAGUAUCAUAAACAUUAUAUAUGCAAUAUUUCGUCGCAUCUUAUUGUUCAUUUACAAGAAACCGUCACGUAUACCCCCGAUAACACAUCCGAUUUACAUGUUGAGUGCCACGACGCUCGCUAGAAAAAUAAGACAGAGAGAGAUUACAAGUUGCGAAGUAGUGGAAGCGUAUAUUUCGCGCAUUAAAGAAGUAAAUCCUUUCAUUAACGCUGCCAUUGACGAACGAUUUUCCGAUGCACUAAUCGAGGCGAAAAAUUGUGACGAGCAAUUAAAAAAGGGCGAAUUUGAUAUUGAAACUUUAGAGAAAUGUAAACCGCUGUACGGUGUUCCAAUUACCAUUAAGGAGUGUCUAGCUGUAAAAGGCUUGAGCCACACAGGUUGCACUUUGCCUCGUAAAGGAGUGAAGGCGGAUCACGAUGCAGAGGUUGUUAAAAUGGUGCGAAAUGCCGGCGCGAUACCACUGGGCGUUACAAAUACGCCGGAGUUGUGCUUCGCCUACGAUAGCACGAAUCUGUUGUACGGUCGCACCUGUAAUCCUUACGACACUAGGUAUUCGCCCGGUGGAUCGUCCGGUGGAGAGGGUGCAUUGCUCGGAGCAGGUGCUUCCGUGAUGGGUAUUGGUUCGGACAUGGCUGGAUCUAUAAGACUGCCGGCUUUUCUAAAUGGCGUUUUCGGACACAAAUCCACGCCUGGAGUUGUUUCGACUAAUGGACACUUCCCAUACACCGAUGACGCAUUCCUUCAAAUGAUCCUGACCAUCGGUCCAAUGACCAAAUACGCCGAAGAUCUCAGUUUGCUUAUGAAAGUGAUGACAUCAAAGUGCAAUCGCGACUUACGUUUAGACGUACCAGUGGACUUGAAACAAAUAAAGAUCUAUUAUCGAGAAGGAUUGGACAGGUCAUUCGGCAUAUUGUCAACGCCGCCGAAAAUUGAGAAUUGCGUUCAGCAAGCCGCUAAUCAUUUCGUUCGAUACGAUAUUCCUGUGCAGAAGUUACCGAUAGAAUGGCCAGUUACGAUUCCCGAAAUUGUGUUAACUCAAUUUACGCUUGUAAAGGAUAGGCCUCGAUUGCUACUGGAUGCGAACCAUUCCGAGAACCAGGAAAGGCCAACCGCCGAAAUGAUGAAAGCUUUAUUCGGUUUAUCGCAAUACACGAAGCAGAUGCUUACUUUUACUGUAUCGUUUCAACCGAAUUUUCUGUUCACAAAGUCAGAGAUAUCGUAUUACUCAAAGCAGACAGACGACCUUCGACAGAAACUACUGGAUCUGUUGGGGGACGAUGGAGUACUAAUUUAUCCAACCUUCCGAAAUCAGUUUCUUCCGCAACUUUUGCUAUGCGAAUUAUUAUCCUUUUCGAGUUGUGCUUUAUUCAAUAUUUUUGGCUGUCCCGCGACGCACGUCCCGAUGGGAUUGGAUCAUGACGGAAUGCCAGUAGGCGUUCAGGUCAUAGCCGCGCCUUAUCAAGACCGUCUCUGUCUGGCGGUUGCAAAAGAGCUGGAGAUGGCCUUUGGUGGAUGGGUGCCACCAUCGGUAUCGAUAGGCGAUAAAGUAUCUGAAGGCUUUUGUAAAUAAAUUGAAUCUAGCUGGGCAAUUGUAUUUUUACUACAGAGGCAAAUGGCGCACAAAUAGAGGCUGUGGUAACACU
Molecule: messenger RNA, 2100 nt
Organism: Solenopsis invicta (red fire ant)
Lineage: Eukaryota; Metazoa; Arthropoda; Insecta; Hymenoptera; Formicidae
Product: fatty-acid amide hydrolase 2-B-like
Exons: 11
Coding region: 300-2027 (575 amino acids)
Source: RefSeq, a predicted model, not a curated record